AUGCUUAAUACAAGCCGUGCACGUAACGGCAUAGAACUUGCCGGAUCCCUCAUUAUAAAACUGCCGACUGACCCGCACCACUCCGGGGCUAUAACGCAGGGCUUGGCGUCCGCACUUCCUUUUAUCCUUGAACUCUCAGUUUGGGAGUCUCAUUCGUUAAAGGCAAGAGCGCUCCGAAAUUUCAAUGUGGCUUGGAUGCACUUCGAGCAGUCUGCCAUCCUAGCGGUACACAGUCACGUCAUAACCCGCAAUCCCCGGAUCACUGUCUCACAUGAAAACCACAGAACUUGGAACUUGCACAUUGCCGAUGUGAAGGAAGAAGAUGGAGGUCGAUACAUGUGCCAAAUCAAUACUGCAACAGCUAAGACUCAGUUUGGAUAUCUAAGUGUCGUAGUGUCGGUGAGAUAUCUCGAAUUUCAUCCUUUCCUAAAUCACGACAAAGACGGUCGCUCUGGGGCAGUUAUAGGAUGA
Messenger RNA from Nezara viridula (southern green stink bug), 471 nucleotides. The record is from the annotation of a GenBank genome assembly. Lineage: Eukaryota; Metazoa; Arthropoda; Insecta; Hemiptera; Pentatomidae.